ACCAUAGAUAUCCGACUCGGACGGACGUAGUAUGCCUUAUAUAUAGUUUGUUCUCUACUGGAACACAAAGUACGUACUCCAUCGGAUGUUCAAUAUUUAUACCUUAUUUAAUAGCUUGUAAUUAGCUAGGAUCAUAUAUACCUGCACACCCCAAGUCCGUGCAAAAAAUCAAGAGAUCGAGAAAAUUUUGUCGAUCCGCUUUCGCUAUGGACGGCGACGAUUCGAUGGGCUGGGUGACCGUCGCCUUGACUUAUUUUGCCCUCGCGCUGAUGUACGGCUGCCUGCUUGCCAUGGCAGCCGCCGAGGCGGCGGCCUGCUUCCGGCGCUGGCGCGGCCGGCGCGACAACUUGCUCGCCGCCGAGCGGCUGCUGGAGAGCGUGGACGACGUCCCGUACCAGCAGCUGCCUGACGACGACGCAGACGAAGGCGGGUCGUCGUCGUGCGUGGUGUGCUUAGCGGAGUACGAGCGUGGCGAGAGGUGCUUCGUCCUGCCGGGCUGCGCCCACACGUUCCACAGAGGCUGCAUCGCCCCGUGGCUACGCCAAGGAAAAAACACUUGCCCUAUCUGUAGAGAAACCCUAGCUGCGCCAGCACAACAGUGCAUUAACACUGCAGAGAACAUGGUGUAG
Phragmites australis (common reed) is the source of this 629-nucleotide messenger RNA. RefSeq lists its product as uncharacterized. The transcript has a single exon. The record is from RefSeq and is a predicted model, not a curated record. Lineage: Eukaryota; Viridiplantae; Streptophyta; Magnoliopsida; Poales; Poaceae. The coding region runs from base 207 to 629 and encodes 140 amino acids.